Messenger RNA from Blumeria graminis f. sp. triticale, 1167 nucleotides. The record is from the annotation of a GenBank genome assembly. NCBI's taxonomy places the organism in Eukaryota, Fungi, Ascomycota, Leotiomycetes, Helotiales, Erysiphaceae.
AUGGGUGAAAAUAAUAUUGAUCGUAAGUUAGAAGAGAGAAUGGAGUUUUCUACCUCAAAAGAAGUAAAUGUGAUUCCAACAUUUGAUGGAAUGAUAGAAAAUCUUCUCCGUGGUAUCUACGCGUACGGAUAUGAGUCUCCUUCUGCAGUCCAAUCCCGUGCCAUUGUGCAAAUCUGUAAAGGUCGCGACACCAUAGCACAGGCGCAAUCCGGUACCGGUAAAACCGCGACAUUUUCAAUCAGCAUGCUUCAAGUAAUCGAUACCGCCGUGAGAGAGACACAGGCUCUUGUACUAUCUCCCACACGAGAGCUUGCGACCCAGAUUCAGUCCGUUGUUAUGGCCCUAGGGGAUUACAUGAAUGUGCAAUGCCAUGCUUGUAUAGGAGGAACCAACGUAGGAGAAGACAUACGCAAGCUUGACUAUGGUCAACACAUAGUUUCUGGAACUCCAGGUCGGGUAGCAGAUAUGAUACGUCGCCGAAAUUUACGAACCCGGCACAUCAAAAUGUUAGUUCUUGACGAGGCCGACGAACUUCUCAAUCGUGGAUUUCGGGAGCAAAUCUACGACGUUUAUCGAUAUUUACCCCCUGCUACUCAGGUUGUAGUUGUCUCGGCUACUCUUCCCCAUGACGUUCUCGAUAUGACGACUAAGUUUAUGACGGAUCCGGUCAGGAUUCUUGUUAAACGUGACGAAUUGACAUUAGAGGGUCUCAAGCAGUACUUUAUUGCUGUAGAGAGAGAGGAAUGGAAAUUCGAUACAUUAUGCGACUUAUACGAUACGCUCACUAUCACACAAGCCGUUAUUUUUUGCAAUACGCGAAGGAAAGUUGAUUGGUUAACGGACAAGAUGCGUGAAGCCAACUUUACAGUGUCUUCCAUGCAUGGUGAGAUGCCUCAAAAGGAAAGAGAUAGUAUAAUGCAGGAUUUUCGACAGGGCAACUCAAGGGUAUUAAUUUCUACAGAUGUGUGGGCUCGUGGUAUAGAUGUACAACAAGUUUCACUUGUUAUCAACUAUGAUCUACCAAGUAAUCGUGAGAAUUAUAUCCACCGAAUAGGAAGAAGUGGUAGGUUUGGACGUAAGGGUGUUGCAAUCAACUUUGUCACAAGUGAAGAUGUCAGGAUUUUAAGAGACAUCGAAUGUAUGUCUCAACGCUCGUUUGUUCUGUAG